GGCUUGCUCGGAGACAUGGACUCUCCAGGUUAUGGAACUGCAGCAAUGAGGAGAGGAAGCUAUGAUGAUGCUGCAACCUCUCUACGCCCCCACCUCAGACACUUGGCUCAUAGGCGGCGCUCUGCUCCAUCACUGGUCUUUGGGAAGGCGUUGGGGACAUGGUCUCCAAUCAGGGAGGAGGCUUCCUGCUGGGUCUCCGUGGAGCAGAGUCCGUUCGUCCUCGGCCUCACCAGUGAGAACGGAGAGCUGCUGCUGGACGAGUGUGUUCAGGUCACCGAGGGCUCAAAGACCAAGGACAGGCACCUGUUCCUCUUCAGCGAUGUCAUUGUCUUCGCUAAACUCAAGUCGAAUUCCAGCUACCGUCUGAAGCACCGAGUGAGCCUCGAGGACAUCUGGCUUUAUGGUUUUGAAGAUGAAUCUGAGGAUGAGGAGGGAUCGAUGGGUGAUAUUGACCUCAGGGUGACCCUCGUCUUGGCCUGGGCCCUCACCUUUUGUUUGGUGUGUUUUCGCUCGCCUGAGGUGAAAGAACGCUGGUUAGAUACACUUCACAGAAAAAUUAAAGACGCAAAAGCGAGGGUUGGUUGUGCUUCUUCACCUCCAGACGUCCUCAUGAAGGUGUUGAGUGGCAGCAUCACAACUAAAACUCUAACAGGAGGUGGCAUGGAACAAUUCAUUGAGUUUCCACUUGAUGGCGAUGUAAAGAUUGCUGCUCCAGCAAAGCACUUGAAUAACCAAGAUGACAAGCAGCCCAAUGAAACCAGGUGGGGCCUGGUGAGGAGGCUCAGAAAAGGCUCUAGUUUCAUCAAAGCACGCCGAUCGGAUACCGACACCAAGACACAGCUGUUUGGACAGUCCCUCUGCAAGAUAUGCCCAGAUGAUUGCUCACUCCCCAAACCAGUUGCAGAGAUGCUGGUGUUGCUAAGGAAGAAGGGUCCGUCCACAGAGGGAGUGUUUCGGAAGCCGUGCAACAGCAAGAACAUGAGGGACAUCAGGGAGCAGCUCAACAGCGGCCUGGAGGUGGACCUGGAGGGUCAGCCGGUCCUUCUGCUCGUCGGGCUGCUCAAAAGUUUUCUGAAGGAACUUCCUGGCAGCCUGCUGGUGUCUGAACUUUAUGACAACUGGAUGACGGCUCUGGACAAUGAAGACGCCCAACAGAGAGCUCUGGAAAUCAGAAAGGUGGUAGACACGCUUCCCGGGGCCAACAAACUCCUCCUGCAGCAUCUAGUCUGCGUCCUCCAUCACAUCCUCGAGAGUGCUGACACCAACAAGAUGGACGCCCACAACCUGGCGGUGUGUAUCGCCCCCACGCUGCUGCAGGCGAACGACACCCCGCUGGAUGAGCAGAAGGAAAGGAUUGAAAAGGUCACAGAGCUAACUCAGUUCAUGAUUGAGCAUUGUGAGAUCCUUGGAGACAAUAUCCCAAAUCUGCUGGAUACUGAUGAAGACUCACUGUCCUCUCAGCAUCAUGACUCUGCGUAUGACAGCACCGACCCAGAUGGAGAUGGAGAGGCGGGCGAGAGUGCCAGCUCCACACAUGGAGAGAGUGACUCAUCUUCCUCCCUCAGUCCCAGCUUCACCGAAUCCUUCAGGUCGCAGCCAACAUUCAACCGUCGCUGCUCUGAGCCCAUCAUCCACCUCUCACCUCAUCUCAAGACCCUGUGCAACCACGCCAGGAGCAACGAAGACUGCUCGAUGGAGAGGAGGGACUUUGAGGAGCAGCCUCUGAAGAAGCAGAUCUCAGAUGACUCCUUCUUGCUCAGAGGAGUGAGGCCGGUUUUGUCUUUUCCAAAACUGAUCAGCAGCUCCAACAUGGAUCCGCUACCUUACAUGACAGGCAAGGACUGCUCAUGCUCUUCCCUCGAGAGCGCUGCCUCUAAUCAGUCGGAAGGGUCUGUUUUCGCCAGUUCCCCUGUGGGGUCGCCAACCUGCCCCAGGAGAGCAAACACCACCAACCAGCCUUCAGGAGUUGCAAAGGUUCACCAGGACAUUGCCAAACCGAUUUCAGAUGAGAAGAGGCGUUCACAGUCUAUGAGGGUUGGCAGUAAAGUCCUAAUGAGGACCAGGAGCUUAGUAACUUUCAGCAGGAGCAGCCUGAAGAAAGACUCUCAGAAGGAAAACUCCUUUCCUUGUGAAACUCUCCAGGAGGACUCUCAGAGUGAAGCAGAUCCACCAGCCGAGCUUCUACAGAAACCGCGCCCUCUGUCGGCCAUUGAAGUGUUUAAACAUGUGGACAGCAGGCUGCCCUGCAGGCCUCCGCCAUACGAGCAUGCAGUGCAGAACGUGUGUCCUCCUCCACAGUAUCGAUCAAUGACUGUACACGAUGCCAAAGAGCUGGAGAGAAGGUCCCGUCCAUCCUCUGUAAACUAUGACUUCCCACCUACCUGUGCUGUCGAUCAGUACAACGUUGUCGAGCGGCCGCAGUCUUUCCGCCAGAGAGCUAUGUCUGAGUCUGUGUCUGCAGGUCAUCACGAGGUUGUGUCACGGAGAUGUAGCCAGCCUGUGUUUGAGGAGUUUUCUUACAGCAAGGAGUCUUACGUCUGAUUGACUUUGGAACUUUUCCACAGAUGGGAUUUUAGAUAUACAAACAUUUAUCAGAGUUAAAUAUCAGUGGGCAAAGCCAAAGGACCAGUUUUCAAGCAGCAUAGCAAGCUUUAGCCAGGCUCUUUGUAACUUAGAGAAUCUAAUAUGGCUGGAAUUUAUGUUUUAAAAGCAAAAGAGCUUGGCUUCAUUAUGGUAGCCACUUCCUCUCCUACUCCUUCCCUUUUCACUGUUCUUUCGUUGGUUAAGCAAAGAGAGACUACAGUAUUUUAAAGGCUCUGCCCACCGAGCAGCUCUGUGUUAGAGAAAUGCUUGUAUAUGUACAUAAAGUUCAAUCUGUUCACGGUUCACUGUUUCACUUUGAAUGAGUAUCAGCUAUGUGCCGCCUCUAUGGAGGCACUUUCUCAGUAGUACUAUUUAGAGUACGGCAUUUAUAAAAUAUGUCAUUAUCAUGAUAGAUAUCCAGUCUAUCACAAUGAAGCUAUGAAAACACAGUUAACUGUGGAUAAAAUAUGCUAUGAUUUGUUUGUUUUCUAUGUUUUGUUUGACAGUUUCUGUUGACCUAUGUACAGUAUAGCAAGUUGAGCACAAAGUGUUUGUUUUGGCUUUUUGUAAAUCCUCUUCACCUUGCAUGGCCUUUUUCCUUCACUACAUUAAAGCACUUUUCUGAUGAUGA
Dicentrarchus labrax (European seabass) is the source of this 3214-nucleotide messenger RNA. RefSeq names its product T cell activation RhoGTPase activating protein b (gene tagapb). Lineage: Eukaryota; Metazoa; Chordata; Actinopteri; Moronidae. Gene Ontology annotation, molecular function: GTPase activator activity. The transcript is spliced from 14 exons. The record is from RefSeq and is a predicted model, not a curated record. Gene Ontology annotation, biological process: signal transduction; regulation of Rho protein signal transduction. The coding region runs from base 16 to 2541 and encodes 841 amino acids.